Erpetoichthys calabaricus (reedfish) is the source of this 807-nucleotide messenger RNA. Its product is annotated as antimicrobial peptide NK-lysin-like. Lineage: Eukaryota; Metazoa; Chordata; Cladistia; Polypteriformes; Polypteridae. Gene Ontology annotation, cellular component: cytolytic granule. The record is from RefSeq and is a predicted model, not a curated record. The transcript is spliced from 5 exons. Gene Ontology annotation, biological process: killing of cells of another organism; defense response to bacterium; antimicrobial humoral immune response mediated by antimicrobial peptide. The coding region runs from base 297 to 689 and encodes 130 amino acids.
AGUUUGGGCAAAUUUCAACUUAAAGGAAACAUUUUAUUCUCAUCGUUUCGCUUUGAUGUUCUGAUGCCUUCAUGCAUUGUCAUUCUAAUUGAGCGCAGAGUGUGAAUAUCUUGUUGAAUAUCUGAACUGUGAAGGGUAUGGUACAUCUAAUAAGCUUGAGGUUUCUGUGGUUAAAGAUAUUUCUGUCUCCGCUAUUCCAUGCCUUUGGCAUAUCAGACUUGAGGUAUUUGUGGUUUGUUUUGUAUCAUAUAAGAACUGAAGCUUCUGCAUCUCAAGCAUAAUGAACUCAAGCACCGAUGAUAAUGACAAUGAUUCGCUUUGCGCUGCUUGUUCUUCUUAUGAUGCCCACAGUGUCUCUUGAGAAGCUGGCCAAUGAAACAAAAGGAUAUGAAGAUGGACCUUUAGAAGAGCUGAUGGACAAGAAUGCUGUGGACAUUUCCUUAUGCAAGAAGUGCAAGGAAAUGGUGAUGAAACUUCAAAAGAUUGUGCAACCAGGAGAAAGCAGGGAUCAACUUAUUAAAGAUAUACACAAAGUUUGUGACAAAAUGUCGUUUGUCAAACGUAUGUGCAAAUCUCUGAUCAGUAAGUUCCUGGACUACAUAGCCAAAACACUGGAGGAUGAAAAUGCCCCUCAAACUAUCUGCCAGAAACUAAUGGUCUGCAAGAAGGAGGCCUGGGAUUAUUAUUAAGAAGGAGGUGUAGCUGCUCAGGUCCACAUAUAUUUGUCAGAAGUCACCAGAAGUAUGUGCUUAAGUACACAAAAAUUCAACGAUGGUGUCAUGUAUAAUAAAGUUUAUUUCAAUGCCG